Molecule: messenger RNA, 777 nt
Organism: Jaculus jaculus (lesser Egyptian jerboa)
Lineage: Eukaryota; Metazoa; Chordata; Mammalia; Rodentia; Dipodidae
Product: olfactory receptor 4C16-like
Exons: 1
Coding region: 1-777 (258 amino acids)
Biological process (GO): G protein-coupled receptor signaling pathway
Cellular component (GO): membrane
Molecular function (GO): olfactory receptor activity; G protein-coupled receptor activity
Source: RefSeq, a predicted model, not a curated record
AUGCAACUGAAUGAUAAAGUCCCAGAAUUCAUUCUACUGGGGUUGGCACAAGAUCCAUUUAGAAAGAAAAUAGUAUUCACUGUGUUUUUGCUGCUUUAUAUGGGAACAUUAUUGGGAAACUUGCUGACUGUUGCUGCCAUCAAGACAAGCCCAGAUCUCAGGAGUCCCAUGUAUGUCUUUCUUUUCUAUUUAUCUUUGUCGGACACCUGCUUCUCCACUUCUACAGCACCAAGAACCAUUGCUGAUGCCCUUUUGAAGGAAGCCACUAUUUCUUUCAGUGAGUACAUCAUCCAAGUCUUUUCAUUUCAUUUCUUUGGCUGCUUGGAAAUCUUCUUUCUCUUCCUCAUGGCCAUUGACCACUGUGUGGCCAUCUUCAAACCCCUGCACUACAUGACCGUCAUGAGCCACAGGGUCUGUAGUGUGCUGGUGGCCAUGGCCUGGGUGGGAUCCUGUGUGCAUUCUUUGGCUCAGAUAUUUCUGGCCUUGAGUUUGCCUCUCUGUGGUUCCAAAGUGAUAGAUCACUAUUUCUGUGACUUGCAGCCCUUGCUGAAACUUGCCUGUACAGACACCUAUGUGGUCAACCUGCUCCUGGUGUUCAACAGUGGUGCCAUGCAUACUGUGAGGUUUUUUUUGUGUGUGUGUGUUCUGAUUUUCUUCUAUGUCAUCAUCCUGAGUUCCCUGAGAAAGAACAUCAUGAAUAUAAUUAAAAUAUCAGAAUAUUUUGACCUGAAAAGCCAUCAUCCAUGGUCUAAGCUCAUUGGAUCAGAGUAUUCAUAG